ACCACCGCCGCCAUUGGCAUUCGUGCUUCUUCGCUUCUUCUGAUGUAUAGUUAGUUAUAGUGUAGUUUUAAGAAAUGAUGUGAUGAGUGAUUUUUUAUUUUUAACCUUUUAAACUUAAUAUUUUAAAUAUAUUUUAAUUGACUGUAUAAUUUUAACUGGUUUGUUUUUGUGUCAUAUAUAAGGAAAAAUGUCGGACUUCUUCGAUUUCAACACGUCCAUGGACAAAACCUUCGAGGAAUUCGAUGAUACAGAUUACGAUGCUUUGAAUAGCGAAACUUUUGGACCCAUGGAUACACCAGAUGGGGAUUGGGAAGAGACACAUGAACAGUUUGCCAUGAAUAUAGAAACCCCCAAGGAGCCUAAAGAGGAUAAAAGCAAUGAAAUGGAGCAGAUGCUUGCAUCGCUUACUAUGAAUUGUAUCUUCGAUGAAGAUCUCACUGAACUGAGAGGUAGUGUAAACGGGUCCUCUCAGCAACCUCCAGCUCCAAGUGUUAAGGCUGUACCAUCAAGCCCAUGGGCCAACAAUUUAGCUACAAAUACUACGGGAGUACAAAACUUCCAAAAUAACCAGAUGAAAAAUACUUCCCGAGACUUUUGGCCACCACAACAUCCAGCCCCAUCUACACCAUCAGCUGGACCUGGCAACAACUGGCCACCUCCCAGGAUGCCAACUGUGGAGGAAAUUGAGUCAAUGAUGAUGACGAAAAGUGACCCUCAAAAGCCACUAGCACCAUCGGCAGCCUCAGUCCCACCUUCCAUUGAGAAUGAAAACAGAAACUUGAUUACUAGAUCUGGCCAUCAUAAUGGCAACUUUGCAGGUGUCAGAGGUGGGGCGAUACCUCGACACCCACAGCCGCCCUAUCAUGCUGUCCAUCACCCUUAUGGAUACACCCAGGGAAUGCAGCCACAUUUAAUGCCAAACCAGCCUAGGGGUUCGCAGGGUCACAGCGUGCACAACAUCCAUAACCACCCCCUGAUGAGACCCACAGGUGGGAGGACUCAAGUCCAGUGUAAACCACAACGAUAUUCCGACUGGAAGAUGCCCUUCCAAAGACAACAACAACAAAAUAACCUUCCGCCUCAAUACCAAAAUACUAACCAGCACCAACAGUUUGGACGAGUGCCUCCAUAUCAGCCUACAGAUGAAUGGGCGGGCCUGAUGAGUCCGCAAGAAAAGCAAUGGCUUGCAUCCAUCCAAAUGCUACAGCUUAACACCCACCAGCCGUUCCGAGACGACUAUUAUUUUACGGUCUACCAGCAGAGACACGGAAGCGGCAAGAAGAUUGCAGGACCCCCCAACCAGAAAAGGGAUAACCUGGGGAUUGCUCCCCAGAAGCAAAAUACCUACACACCCCUUCAGUUUGAGAACUCCCUGGGGAAACUGCAGAUUGGGAGUGUCACAGCGCCGAGGAAGAUCAUUGACAUGGUCUACCUUGAUAUGAUAGACAGUAAUACAAAGCAGCAAAACGAGAGAAAAUCAAAAGCAAUUUUGAUGGAGAUUGAAAAGAUGUAUUCCCAAGUAAUCAAGAUCGAAGAUUCAUAUAAUACCGCCAAUGUGGAAAAGGACAAGGUAGACAUUGUCGACCUUCAGACUAAAUUAAUGAACUCAAUCGCAUGUGAGGGGAAUGAAAGAAAACUGGCUCAGAUUAUGUCAGUUAAGAAAGGAAAAAAGUUAGUUCUUAGGAUGCUGCCUAUGCUCCUUACCCCUGCAAAGCUACUGCAAACGCUAAUGAAGGAUCUUCCUAGUAUAACUAGAAAAGACUCAGAACACAAUAUGCUGUUAUUCCUUCCAGCGAUAAGGAGUUAUCUCCAGGGUAUUGAUCUCAAGACUUUGGUUGAGAUUACCACUGAAUAUGACAACCUCUUUCUGCUCUCCAAUAAGUUCACCAUCUCUGUCGUGGCUAACCUUAUUUUAAGAGCUGACGAAGUUAAGGACCAGUGCUCUGAACCUAAUGUACUAACUGAGUGGAACAAUUUCCUAAUUAGGACUUUGGAAGCGACCCGCAACAUGAGUAACACUGAGAGGCCCGUCAUAGCUGUAGAACGAAGCAUUCUCGUUAGACAUCUAAUGCCAGUUAAGGAUCAGGUGAACAAGAGUGACAUUGAGGCGUUGAUGCAGUUACUACAGCCAGCUAAUACGUCAGCUCGUGUGCCGUCCCCAGAAGAGAUCUGAACGCUAUAACUUUGACUGACGUCGGUUAUGUGCAAUAAAUGCCUGGUCACAUGGUGAUCUGGACAUUUCCUGUUUAUUCAAAAGACAUUGUUAAUCAAGGCCUAUUUAUCGAGUCAUUUAUAGAAGAAAUAUUGUAGGCUUUGAUAUUUAAUAUAUUGUUCCUUUUACUGGCAUCGAGUGUAAGCCAAUUUACCGAAGAAACGUCUCUGUAUUAAUUGUUGUAAUUUUAAGAGUUAAACACUUUUAACUUUUAACUUUUAUAUUCAAAUUCAGUUAUAUUUUUUAAGUAUUCUUAGCCUAUUUUUACAUUUUUAAUGUUUUAAUACAAUUUAUAACCUUUGUUCUGCCUUUUUGUUUUAAUUUUCUAUACAUAGGUUUGAAAGAACCUUAUUUGUUGUUUAUAUAUUUCAGUUGUUUUAAUAUUUCCUGCCAGCUGCAGCUGUAAAAUAGAUGUACAUUUAAUACAUUAACUAUGUACAUUACUGUUAAUAGUUACAAUUGCCUCAUGACGGGCAAUUAUGUAUUUUAUUAAAAGUUUCUAUUCCUUUA
Molecule: messenger RNA, 2722 nt
Organism: Macrosteles quadrilineatus (aster leafhopper)
Lineage: Eukaryota; Metazoa; Arthropoda; Insecta; Hemiptera; Cicadellidae
Gene: Patr-1
Product: protein PAT1 homolog 1
Exons: 16
Coding region: 188-2173 (661 amino acids)
Biological process (GO): deadenylation-dependent decapping of nuclear-transcribed mRNA; P-body assembly
Cellular component (GO): P-body
Molecular function (GO): RNA binding
Source: RefSeq, a predicted model, not a curated record